CCCUGCCCACGCCCUCCCUCCCGCCCCGCACCCCACGUGAAGCGGAGUAUAAAGGGGGUGUGAGGCCAGAGGGGAAAGUGGAUGGCGAAGGACUGAAGGGGUCCCCCCCUUCGGGUCCCCGGCCUUCCCGUUCACCCUCGUCCAUCCUCCCUUCCCGAAGCUCGCCCUCGAAGGCAGGAACCGCCGGCGCCUGCGGCGGAGGAGGAGGAGGAGGUGGGGGAAUCGCGCCGGGCGGAGCGUCAGCUCCCGUUUUCCUCCUCGGCGUCUUGAAUACAAAGAUUACGGUGCAGAAGGAAAUUGCACUCGCCUUCUCCGCCCCCCGCCCCGGUACCCAACACAAUGCACCAGCCGCCCGAGUCCACGGCGGCCGCGGCCGCUGCAGACAUGAGUGCUAGGAAGAUGGCGCACCCGGCAAUGUUCCCUAGAAGGGGCAGCGGCGGGGGCAGCGCCUCCGCUCUCGGUGCAGCAGGUACCGGCGUCGGUAGUAGUGCCCCAUCUGCUGAGGAUUUUCCGCCUCCGUCGCUGCUCCAGCCGCCGCCUCCUGCAGCAUCUUCUCUGUCGGGACCACAGCCUCCGCCUCCACAAAGCCUGAACCUCCUUUCGCAGGCUCAGCUGCAGGCACAGCCUCUUGCGCCAGGCGGAACGCAGAUGAAAAAGAAAAGUGGCUUCCAGAUUACGAGCGUGACCCCGGCUCAGAUCUCCGCUAGCAUCAGCUCGAACAACAGCAUCGCAGAGGACACGGAGAGCUACGACGACCUGGAUGAGUCUCACACGGAAGAUCUGUCGUCCUCCGAGAUCCUUGAUGUGUCGCUUUCCAGGGCCACGGACUUAGGGGAGCCUGAACGCAGCUCCUCGGAAGAGACUCUAAAUAACUUCCAGGAAGCCGAGACACCUGGGGCGGUCUCUCCCAACCAGCCCCACCUAUCUCAGCCUCAUUUGCCUCACCUUCCACAACAGAACGUUGUGAUCAAUGGGAAUGCUCAUCCACACCCCCUCCAUCACCACCAUCCCAUUCAUGGCCACCACCUGCACCACGGGCCCCACCACCCAUCCCAUGCCGGUGUGGUCAGUACAUCCAUACCUGGAGGGCCACCCUCAAGCCCAGGGUCCAGAAAACUCUCGGCCGCGGGAAGCUCUGACGGUGUUAUGCCAGUUGCACCAACUUCUGCUGUAUCAUCGAGUGGCUCGCCGGCAUCUGUCAUGACUAGUAUACGUGCUCCGAGUACUACCGGCAGCCUAGGUAUAAAUUCUGUGACAGGCACGAAUACAAUGAAUAACGUUAACAUCACUGCUGUGGGUAGUUUUAAUCCUGCUGUGACCAGCAGCAUGCUUGGUAACGCUAAUAUAAGUGUGAGCAGUAUCCCCAGUGCUGCUAGUGUGAGUGUCGGGCCUGCAGUGAGCAGCGGGGUUAAUGUGAAUAUAUUGAGUGGCAUGGGCAAUGGUACGAUUGCUUCCUCCGCGGCCCUUAACAGCGCUGCCAGUGCAGCUGCGGGCAUGACUGUGGGGUCCGUUUCGAGUCAGCAGCAACAGCCAGCCGUUAACACGUCCAGGUUCAGAGUCGUGAAGUUAGAUUCUACUUCUGAGCCUUUCAAAAAAGGUCGAUGGACUUGCACUGAGUUCUAUGAAAAAGAAAACGCCGCCAUACCCGCCACCGAAGGGGUGGUGGUAAAUAAGGUGGUGGAAAGUGUAAGACAAAACCCGACCGAAGCGACUUCCGAGAGGGAGAGCACGAGUGGGAGCUCCGUGAGCAGCAGCGUCAGCACACUGAGUCACUACACGGAGAGUGUGGGCAGCGGAGAGAUGGGCACCCUGGCGGCCCCGCCGGUGCAGCCACAGCAUCCCCCGACCCUUCCAGGGGUGGCCCUUCCGCAGAUGGACUUCAGUGGCGCCGCUCCACAGGGCAUUUCAGCAGUUAGCAUCCCUCAGAGUAUUUCUCAGUCGCAGAUCUCGCAGGUACAGUUACCGUCUCAAGAACUGGGCUAUCAGCCGAAGCCAGGUCUUCAACCAGUACCUCUGCAAGCCGGUAUCCAGCCGUCACCUGUUGGCGUGGUGGGCGUCACUUCGGCUUUAGGUCAGCAGCCUUCCAUCGCCAGCCUGGCUCAACCCCAACUGCCGUAUUCCCAGGCGGCCCCCCCAGUGCAAGCUCCCCUGCCAGGCGCGCCACCCCAACAGGUACAAUAUGGCCAGCCGGCGCCAGCUGUGGCCCCUCCGAUGGCCCCAAGCCACGGUACAUCAGUGACUCCGAACCCAGCCUCCGAGUAUGUUCAGCCCUCACCGCUUCUCCAAACAGCGGUGUCCUCUGGACAGCCCACUUCUGCAGGGGUGGCCCUGGGAGCCACGGUGAUUCCUAUGGCUCAGCCACAGAGCAUCCAGCUCCCAGUGCAGCCCGCGGCAGUCCAAGCACAACCUGCAGGGGCAGCUGGCCAACCUGUUGGCAAGGCUCACACGGCGGUAGCUGCUGUACCUCCCGGCAGUCAAAUUGCAAAUAUUGGUCAACAGACAAGCCUACCAUCGGCACUGCAGCAGCCUUCUACCCAAGUCACACCUUCAGUUAUCCAGCAAGGUGCUCCUCCGGCUUCACAGAUAGUGCCACCUGCUCCAGCUGCGAUCCUUCAUCAGGGAGUUCAGCCCAGCGCUUCAAGCCUUCCUCAACAACUGGUCAUUGCACCCCAGAGUACCCUGUUACCUGCGCCUCCCCAGCCACAGGGGGUCGAGUCGGUAGCUCCAGGAGUGGUUUCGAAGCAGUUGCCUGCAGUUAGUCCUUUGCCCUCUGCUAGUAGUAUUUCUGUUACGAAUCAGGUUAGUUCAGCUGGUCCUUCUGGACUGCCUUCUGCCCCGACAAACUUGGUUCCGUCACAGAAUAUAGCACAAGCCCCCGCCACUCAGAAUGGUAAUUUGGUUCAAAGUGUCAGUCAGCCUCCCUUGCUAGCAUCUAAUAUAAAUUUGCCCUUGGCACAACAGCUACCACUCAGUUCUGUUCAAUUCUCCGCACAAUCGUUAGCUCAGGCAAUUGGAAGCCAAAUCGAAGAUGCCAGGCGCCCAGCGGAACCCUCCUUAGUUGGCUUACCUCAGACCAUCAGUGGUGACAGUGGGGGAGUGUCAGCAGUUUCAGAUGGCAGUAGCAGCAGCCUUGCAGCCUCUGCUUCUCUUUUCCCGUUGAAGGUGCUACCGCUGACGACACCCUUGGUGGAUGGCGAGGACGAGAGUGCUUCUCUCCUACCAGAGGUGCAAGGAGUGAUCCUAGAACCACAGAUACAGCCAAGACCACGGAGAGCUUUUGACGUCAGGGGUCCACUUUCUCCACUGAACCUUUGGAGGCAGAAUAUCCAGCUUCUGGAGAGAGUUGGGAAAGGAUUUCUUUCAACUGGUAAACAUCCUCCUUCAGCCAAAGGAACUCCUCUAGCAGAGCCUUCAUGGAUGAUAUCUGUCACACAUGCAGCAACUGCAGUUUGGAAGGCAGUGGUGAACGGAGCCACGCACUAUGUCUAGAAGACACAAGGAUGAGAGAGCCACCUGACCUUGUCAUUGACAAACUUUAAGAAUUCUCUCUGGUGUACUCUUGAUCUGGAAAUGGAAAGGCUCAGAUAAUGACGUAAUUUUCUCAGAUUGGAACUUUACAUGACCAUGAAACUAUUCCUUUCUAUUCAGAAGACUGAACUAGAGGAAGCAUGAGAGACUCCUUUCUUUAAAAAAGCAGCUCUCUAUCUGUUUCACUUAAAAGAUUUGUGGGAUUGAAAAUCACCUUAAGGAAGCAGGCAGACUUUCUGGUAGUCUCGGAGACCCAGAAAACUUAAUGAAACUUGUCUUUUGUUGCCCAACACUGAAAAGAACUAGGAAGUAAAGGGUGAAAAUCUUAAUUAUUCCUAAAUUACUUUUAAUAUUAGGAUGUACUUUUUCGGUUUAUUUUUUCCUAGUCUUGAGCCUUAUUCUUGUCGAAUCAGCAGAUUCCAGUAUAGAAGUAGAGGCACCUUCUAAGUUAAGUCUUUUAAAGUAAAUACCUGUUAAACUUGAGGUAUUGUUCUGCAUUUGCAGGCAUUCUAAAGUUGAAUGAUCCUGAAACAGAGAGUUAUUUUAUAGAGCAAAGGCAAGUAGUAGUAGUAGAAUAAGCCUCUGUGUGUGAAUUAAGUGUUGCAAGAAAGUUAUCCAAACUAUGGAUUUGAUAAAUUGAUGGAAGUAGCUAUCAAAAUGUUUUAUUUCUCUUUUUAGUAUCUAUUAAACUAGUCAGUUGAAAGCUACUAAAGAAGUUUUUUAAAGUUAUGCCAUGCUGCCAGUUUGUCUUAUUUGGUUUACAUUUUAAGAAUAGAAAUUCUAGAGAUAACACUGUGGAAGCAUCUAAAUGUUUUAGGAAUCUUAAGAGGUUUUAGAAACCACACUUGCUAGGUUAUAACCUGGCCUUUAGUCUUUGUUGGCUAUGUGUGGGACCCGUUUUCCCCUCAUUAAUUAUACAUAAACUUUUGUAUGUAUGGUACUUAAAAGUAAGUUUAGAAGAUCAAUUUGAGCUAAAAUUUCCCGGGAGAGCUCUGAAUUCCCAUAAACAAUUACAACUUUUUACUCUUGAUUUGCUUUUGUUAAAAGUUAAUAAGAUAGUUUUUACAAACACAUAUAAAUUAAAAAAUAACUACUCAACAUUUUAGAAGGAACUCAGGGAACUGAAGGCCAGUUUAUGGCCUUUUGUUUCAGUUUUGAAGAGAAAUGAUUUAGUCUCUUAAUCCCAUUCAUCUCAUGCUUUGAUUAAAUUUUAGCUUUGUUCCUUAAAGUGUGCAAAAGAAAUGUAAGUGCAUUUCUAUUCAUCUCAUGCCACUGAAAGCUAUUUAAAAGUGAAACUUCAUGUAUAUUAAUGUGAACUGAUUUGUUUAAACUUUUAUUUUGAUUUUCUUUCAAAUUUUAAAAUAUUUCAUGUCACAAUAUGCAAUCCUAUAUUUUUCAGUGUUUAUUUUAUGAAUAUUAAUAUAAGGUAACUUUUUUCUAGAAUGACUAAUUGUGUAACAUUUGUAUUAUGUGAUCAUUUGAAAAACUAAUAAAUAUUUUCUCCAUGAAAAAAAUGCACUUACUG
Dama dama (fallow deer) is the source of this 5053-nucleotide messenger RNA. It is a transcript of the gene TSC22D1, whose product is annotated as TSC22 domain family member 1. Lineage: Eukaryota; Metazoa; Chordata; Mammalia; Artiodactyla; Cervidae. The record is from RefSeq and is a predicted model, not a curated record. Gene Ontology annotation, biological process: regulation of transcription by RNA polymerase II. The transcript is spliced from 3 exons. Bases 340 to 3489 code for a protein of 1049 amino acids.